Molecule: messenger RNA, 2650 nt
Organism: Pygocentrus nattereri (red-bellied piranha)
Lineage: Eukaryota; Metazoa; Chordata; Actinopteri; Characiformes; Serrasalmidae
Product: E3 ubiquitin-protein ligase TRIM39-like
Exons: 8
Coding region: 443-2077 (544 amino acids)
Molecular function (GO): protein binding; zinc ion binding
Source: RefSeq, a predicted model, not a curated record
GUCUUCCACCUGGUGGACAAAGCUUGCAAGUGCAACAGACUGUCAUAAGGAAAUGGUGGGUGUGGCCUCAUGAAGUCACAGUGGAGAAACGAAAGCAGUGAGAACUGUGUUAUAAACACGGUCCAGUUACUGCAGCUGGACUCAACAUCCAGCUUGAAGCUUCUCCAGGUGUUCUUAGAGGAACUGCCACCACUGCAGGUGAUGAUUCAUCUCCCACCUGGUGGCCAAACCCUCCAAGUGCAUUAAGCUCUCAUGCUGAAAUGGCAGGAAAUGGUCUUAUUAUGUCACCCAUAAGAAAUGAAAGUGAAACAAACCUCAGAAGUUCCUCUCUGCAGGACACCUUGUAUCUCCUCAAGUCUUUCUUGCAAGAAACUCAGAAACUCGUGGAUAUCAGCUUUCAUUGAGCUGGAAACCAAACCAAGAGAAGGAAAGUGAAUCUGUCAUGGCUUCCUCCAGCAGUGUCCUGUCUGAAGAUCUGCUCCAGUGCUCCAUCUGUCUGGAUGUGUUCACCGAUCCAGUCUCUACUCCAUGUGGACACAACUUCUGCAUGGUCUGUCUCAAAGAGUGCUGGGUCAGCAGUUCAUACUGCCAGUGUCCAGUCUGUAAGACAAAAUUCCGUAAAAGACCUGAACUCUCUGUGAACACGUUCAUCUCUGGACUGGCUGCUCAGUUCAAGAAGUCAGUUCAGGUGAAAUCCAGCAGAGUUCCAGAGAAACGUUCCUUGAAACACACAAUGAUUCUGUGUGAUUACUGCAGUGAGGAACAGCUGGAGGCUGUAAAGUCCUGUCUGGACUGUGGAAUCUCUUACUGUGAGACUCAUCUGAUGCCUCAUGAAACUGCAGCUAAACUCAAGAGACACAAACUGAUGGACCCUGUGGAGAACCUGGCGGACUACAUCUGCCAGAAACAUGAGAGACCCCUGGAGCUGUUCUGUAGAGAUGACCAGACGAGUGUGUGUCAGUUCUGCACUGAGACAGACCACAAGACUCACAGCACUGUUCCUAUAGAGGAGGAGAGUGGAGAGAAGAAGACUCAGCUGGUGAAGACAAAGGCAGAAGUUCAGCAGAUGAUCCAGGACCGACUGAAGAAGAUCGAGGAAGUCAAACACUCUGUAAAACUCAAUAAAAAAAGCUCAGAGAAGGAGAUAGCAGACAGUGUGGAGGUCUUCAGAUCUGUGCUGCGCUGCAUUGAGAGAAGCCAGGCGGAGCUGCUUGAGGUGAUGGAGGAGAAGCAGAAAGCAGCAGAGAGGCAGGCUGAAGAGUUAAUUAAAGAGCUGGAGCAGGAAAUCGCUGAGCUAAAGCGGAGAGAUACUGAGCUGGAGCAGCUCUCCCACACUGAGGACCACCUCCACCUCCUACAGGUUUUCCCAUCCCUCUGCAACCCUCCACCCACCAAGAACGGGACUGACGUCAGGUUUAACACUCAUUUGAGGGUGGACACUCUGAGGAGAGCUCUGACUCAGCUCCAGGAAGAGCUCAGUAAGGAGAUGGAGAAGGUUGUGGAGAUUGAACUAAAAGCAGUUCGACAGAAUGCAGUGGAUGUGACUCUGGACGCUGAUACAGCAAAUCCUUUCCUCAUCCUGUCUGAUGAUAGGAAACAAGUGACACAUGGAGACAAACGACAAAAGCUCUCUAAAAACUCAAAGAGAUUUAAUCGUUGUCCCUGUGUUCUGGGAAAGGAGGGGUUCUCCUCUGGGAGAUUUUACUAUGAGGUUCAGGUGAGAGCGAAGACUGAGUGGGAUUUGGGAGUGACCACAGAGUCCAUUAACAGGAAGGGAGAGAUUACACUGAGACCUGAGGAUGGAUACUGGACCGUGUGGCUGACAAAUGAGACUAAAUAUGUAGCUCUGGAUUCUCCUUCUGUCCCCCUCUCUUUGAAACAGGCUCCCCAGAAGGUGGGGGUGUUUGUGGAUUAUGAGGAGGGUCUGGUCUCCUUCUAUGAUGUUAAGUACAGGUCUCAUAUCUACUCUUUCACUGGUCAGUCUUUCACUGAGAAACUCUAUCCAUACUUUGGCCCCUGUGAUAAUGAUGGAGGUAGAAACUCAGCACCACUAAUCAUCACACCCUGUAGAUCAUGAUAAAUGAGGCUCUGCUCUACAGUAAAACACUUCAGUGUGUCAGAACAGAGUUUGUGCACUGAAAUUUCAGAGCAUGAAUAAAAGCAUUUACUCUAAAACCCCCCAAAAAACAGUUAAUCUGUUUCAUAUAAAUGAAAGAAUAUUUUAUUCAGACGCCACAGAGCCAGUCUCAUAUGUGCCGUCUCAAAGCCUUUCUGAUUCUACUGUAAACUCUGGCUUUAUUCUUCACUCCUUUAAUGUGCACAGUUACACAGUGGUAUUAUAUAUUGGGGGUUAAAUCCUGCUAAUCAGAUGACACUGAACAACUUUUCAUAGAUUAGUUUUUCCAGAUGUGUCCUCAGUUCAGAAAUUAUGUACAUCUACUGACCAGUUAAGCCGCUGACUUAUAGAAAUAGUUUUACAAAAAAACACAAAUUUACCUGAUUGUCCUCUUACAGUUAAUCUGCUGAGACAUGUUUGUUGUCCUGGUUUUGCUUCUUUAGUUUAGAGCUGUUAGGUCUGAACUAUUUUGGAAUGUUUGAAAAGAAUGUAUACUUACAACAGACAAUAAAGUUCAGAAGGUGAACCAUCAAA